This is a messenger RNA of Salarias fasciatus (jewelled blenny), 1048 nucleotides long. It is a transcript of the gene sec11a, whose product is annotated as SEC11 homolog A, signal peptidase complex subunit. Gene Ontology annotation, molecular function: serine-type endopeptidase activity. Bases 136 to 675 code for a protein of 179 amino acids. Gene Ontology annotation, cellular component: signal peptidase complex; membrane. The transcript has 6 exons. The record is from RefSeq and is a predicted model, not a curated record. Lineage: Eukaryota; Metazoa; Chordata; Actinopteri; Blenniiformes; Blenniidae.
GGGCGGGACUUCCGGCUCAGCGCACCCGGAAGAUUCGGAUGCAAGUUUCGCAGCUCGUCCGUGCAUCCAUAUGCUCGUUACUUUAGACCUUUUAAUGUAAUUUAGGUGUUUUUUGUAACUCUAGUACUUACAAAAAUGUUAUCUUUAGACUUUCUCGACGAUGUUCGUCGCAUGAACAAGCGGCAGCUCUAUUACCAGGUGCUGAACUUUGGUAUGAUUGUUUCCUCUGCGCUGAUGAUCUGGAAGGGACUGAUGGUAGUCACUGGCAGUGAGAGUCCUAUUGUUGUUGUCCUCAGUGGGAGCAUGGAGCCAGCUUUCCACAGAGGAGACCUGUUGUUUCUGACCAACCGAGUAGAGGAUCCCAUCAGAGUCGGAGAGAUUGUUGUCUUCAGGAUAGAGGGCAGAGAAAUCCCAAUUGUACACAGAGUACUAAAGAUCCAUGAAAAGGAAAACGGGGACAUUAAGUUCUUGACCAAAGGAGACAACAAUGCAGUGGACGACAGAGGGCUGUACAAGCAGGGUCAACAUUGGCUGGAGAAAAAAGACGUGGUGGGACGAGCUAGAGGGUUUGUGCCAUACAUUGGGAUUGUCACCAUUCUCAUGAACGAUUACCCCAAGUUCAAAUACGCCGUUCUCUUCAUGCUGGGUCUCUUCGUGUUGGUCCACCGGGAGUGAGGCACCCAGGCUCCUGCACUCAGAAGGAUAAACUACGUCCAGGAAACCUCAGUCAUGCCUUUCAAAACAAAAUUGUGUUAGACUUUGUCAAACCAGACUGGCUUUUUUGUACCAUUUGUUUGAACAUUUUGUAGAAAUGUGGAUAGGGUGUUUACAUUUGAAAUAUCCAAGCUUUAAAAAAAAAUAUUUUUGUGAGGGAACCAGGCUAGUUUCAGUUUAAAGUCGGUCUUUCUUUGUAAUCUUCAGAAUGUGAAAUGACAUUCUUUAUGAUAAAUUAAAUCUAUUUCUUUCCUGUUGAAUCAUUGUCUUUGAGAAAGAUACGUCAAGUAUUUUAUGACAACUGAAUAUGAAUGAUAUUAAAUAUGAGAUCUGG